Molecule: messenger RNA, 1566 nt
Organism: Suillus plorans
Lineage: Eukaryota; Fungi; Basidiomycota; Agaricomycetes; Boletales; Suillaceae
Exons: 4
Coding region: 1-1566 (521 amino acids)
Source: RefSeq, a predicted model, not a curated record
AUGCCUGCUGCUCGACCACGACCUCCUCGUCGUUCUGCACGACUCAAAGCGCUGCAGACACCCUUUCGAAAAGACAGAAUCUCCAUGGACCAAAUUACUACCGGCCCAGAUCAGCCCAAGUUUCAGAUACAAUGGCUAUCUGCUCCCUUCCGCACCCAGAAGGUCGUUGACUACCUCCGUGACCACUCAGCUGAUUGUCGGAUAUUAUUCCCCUCUGAAGUAAAACAAUCACACCCUGAUGAUGGCCGCCCCUCGGCCAAAGAUAAAGUCUCAAUCUGCGCUAUCAUUGCCAAGCAUGUCUUUGAGGACGAUGUGCAGGUACUCAAAGAAUUUCCGUGGUACGACAAUCUUGCUAUCAUUUUGAGGGGGAAUCCGGCAUUGUCCUCUCGAACGGUUUCAUCACGCCCGGGAACGGACCACGCCGCCAAUUUUUUUUCAAUCUCACAUUCAGCUGGGAGCUCAUACUCUAACGGCUCGAAUUCUGGAAGCGCUCAGUAUGGCUAUGCCCCUGGCACUCAUCCUCAGCCUAAUCUUGCCAGUGCUAAUAAUCCUUCUGGCACUCAUCCUCCUGGCGCUCAUCCUUCUUCCGGCACUCAUCCUCCUCCCGGCGCUCAUCCUCCUCCCGGCACUUAUCCUCCUCCCGGCACUUAUCCUCCUCCCAGUAGUCACUAUGGAUUCAGUCACGCCCCUCAGCCCUAUCAGAUGGGCUACUGCGAGGAGCAUGCCCAGCGCCCCCAGUAUCAUACUCAAUCUCACAGCACGCCUCCCCCCUCUGACUCUCCUCUUGACGAGGAUGAGGACAUCAACAUGCUAGAUUAUUCUACCCUUCCCAAUGAUGGGGAGGGGACAGAUUUUUCGUUUGGUGACCUACCACCAUGCAAUCACCCUGUGAUGCCUGAUUACUGGGACGAACCUAAUGUCAUCAUCCUGGAUAGUCCACCUAAGUCUAGGCCUGCAAGAUCGAAGCGACCACCUCCUCCAUCGUCCCCAUCGCUGUCCCUGUCCCCGUCCCCAUCCCCCUCUAUCACUCCCCCGCCAAAAUCAGACUUCAUUCUACCGCUGAAAUCGCAAACUUCCCACCAUGACAGUUGCAGUUCCUUUGCGCUCGCUGAUCCAAAGAAACGUCCGGGCAUGGCAUCACCCAAGCCUAUCUCUCGCCGCUCUUCAGGGUCGUCCUCGCAGUCUAGACUGUCAUCGUCAUCGGCGCCUGCAGCGCCGACAUCUAAAGCUGUGUCCUCCAUGGGCAAACACAAGCAGACGAAGAAGGCACGGUCCAAUAUUCAGAGCCAAGUUGAUAUGAUCAAGGAUGAGAUCGGGAAUGCGCAGUCGGAUAGGAUUACGAGGGAGGAGCUGAAGAACAAAUUUCUCAAGACUGAACGUGCCGACGAAUGUGUGAAAGCUGCUGCUGCCCAUCAAUGUUCUUUGGAGGCAAAGGCCUCCGAGAUCCGCCUCCGCGAGGCAGAGGCCAAGAUGCAUGAUGCAUUGGCACAUGCACAUGCUGAGGAGGCAACAACGCUCUGCCUCAAGAUUGAACUUGCUCAGCUUACUAAUCCUUCUGGGUCUUGA